Molecule: messenger RNA, 1179 nt
Organism: Aspergillus clavatus NRRL 1
Lineage: Eukaryota; Fungi; Ascomycota; Eurotiomycetes; Eurotiales; Aspergillaceae
Product: putative aminotransferase
Exons: 6
Coding region: 1-1179 (392 amino acids)
Source: RefSeq, a predicted model, not a curated record
AUGGCUUCGUUUGACAUCUCGCAGGCUCGGGCUCGAUUCCCCGCUCUGAAGCAAGACCAGGUAUACUUGGGCAAUGCUGGAGCGACAUAUAAAACCUCCAAGGCGUCGAUUGCGGCAUAUGCCAAUGCUUAUGAGGGGGCGGCGAAGUUCAUCAAUGCCAGUCUCAGCGAAGUAUGUUCUCUACGCUCAGGAGCAAAUCAGAUUUGCCUGGGCGUCUCGACAACCCAGCUGUUGCAUAACCUUCCUACGGCGCUGCAGUCCCAACCCGGGGAUGAGCUGGUGCUGUCCAAGUUGAACCAUGAAGCCGAUACCGCUCCGUGGGCGAGGAUCGCCGAACGGCUAGGCUUGAAGGUGAAAUGGUGGUCGGCAACAGACCCCCAGAACCCGGUCUGUGAUCUGGACGAGCUGCAAGAGCUGCUUUCGGAGAAAACGAGACUUGUCGCAUGCCCCCACGUCUCGAAUGUCACCGGCACAAUCACGAGAGUCAAGGAAAUCGCGACCCUCGUGCAUCGGUAUCCGCGUGCUCUUCUGUGCGUUGAUGGUGUCGCACUCGCUCCGCAUCGAGAGGUGGAUGUCAAGGACAUCGGCGUCGACUUCUACGUGUUCUCCUGGUACAAAGUCUACGGACCGCACAUUGCUCAGCUGUAUGCCUCGUCUCGUAUUCAUGAUCAGAUCAGCUCGCUCGGCCACUUCUUCAAAGGCGCGGAGACUCUGGACUCGAAGCUCAACCUAGCCUCCGCCAGCUACGAAGCGACACAGAGUACACCGGCUGUUGUCGAGUAUUUGGGCGCCAACCCCACCACGACAUGGGACAAGAUUGUUUCCCACGAAGGGGGGCUGCAGCGGAUCCGGCUGGACUUUCUCAACAGCGAGGGUCGGAUUACGGUGUACGGAGAGCGGUCAGCAAGCACGGAGCUUCGUGUCCCCGUGGUCAGUUUCACGGUGCCGGGCACCCGGAGCCAGAGGGUGGUGGUGGAGGUUGAGAGUCGAUCGUCGUUUGGGUUCCGCAGCGGCCCUAUGUAUAGCUAUCGGCUGGUGGACGAGAUCAUAGGACUGAAGGAUGUUGAGGACGGCGUUGUCCGGAUCAGCAUGCUGCAUUAUAACACCGAGGAGGAGAUCCGCGGCCUGGUCGGUGUUUUGAAGGAAGUAAUCAACUCUCUCCCUGGAGAGAGCCAGUGA